This is a messenger RNA of Solanum stenotomum, 1668 nucleotides long. Its product is annotated as phosphatidylinositol N-acetylglucosaminyltransferase subunit C. The coding region runs from base 446 to 1357 and encodes 303 amino acids. NCBI's taxonomy places the organism in Eukaryota, Viridiplantae, Streptophyta, Magnoliopsida, Solanales, Solanaceae. Gene Ontology annotation, biological process: GPI anchor biosynthetic process. The transcript is spliced from 5 exons. Gene Ontology annotation, cellular component: membrane; glycosylphosphatidylinositol-N-acetylglucosaminyltransferase (GPI-GnT) complex. The record is from RefSeq and is a predicted model, not a curated record.
UCUUGCUCUUUGUUAUUCUGAAAAACUUUCUUACUUUCCUUUAUGUUCCAUGGAAAAAAAAUAGAUUCUUUUUUCUGCCCAAUUUCGGAGACGCACGUUUCAGUCCAAUUCCUCGUAGAUUUGCUCCGACGAACAAAAAGCUUUUUCAGAACCUAUAGCUUCAAUUCCUACGUACAAGACAACAAAAUCACAUCAAAGCAUCAAACUGGACUAUUCAGCUAAUGACAAAGUGAGGAAUUGAAUAAGGAGGACUGUUGCAGUCUUGCAACUCAAAUUUUGGAGCACAGGCACAUAAAUGCAGGCUUAAUUCGUACAAAUCCUGUUUUUUAAUGGCCGCACCAUUGAGAAGAUAACGGAAUUAGCUGUCCGAUAUUGGGGAAGAGCGAAUUUCAUUCAAUCUCAGGUUUACACGCAAGAUGCCAUGGAGUAAAAUUGUCUGAUACAAAUGGAAGCUAGCAUUAGUGGAAGCUCUUCUCCAACCCAUCCUAAAUGGAGAAAAGUUGUUUAUGGUGGGAUGCAACCUGGCUUUGGUGACAAUCACACAGAUGAAUCCUUCCUGGAGGAAAUGAUCAUGAAUGCUAAUGUUGUCAAAAGAGACUUAUUGAAGGUGGUGCUUGACGCAAUUUCUAUCUCACAAUAUCUUUGCAUUGUCGCCCUUGUGGUUUUGGUUUGGACCUACACCCUCACAAAUACCUUGACAGAAAAAUAUCUUUUGCUACUGAAUGUUAGCCUACUUGGAUCGGGAUUCUUUAUUCUGCUUUUAACUGCAGACAUGAUACCCUUCAAUCUCCUCCUCAAUUAUCUCCUAAAGAAUACCUUCUUCAUUACUGCCUUAUAUAUGUUGUCUCCUAUCUACCACACACUUACUAGGUCCAUAAGCUCGAAUUCUAUAUGGGCACUAACAGCUUCCCUUCUCAUACUCCAUCUCUUCCUGCACAAUUACUCAGGGUCCACUGUAAAGGCUCCUGGAGCUUUAGAUAAUCCAACCCUGACAAGCAAUAUCUCUCUGAAUGCUUCGAUCGUGGCUUCACUUCUGAUUUCUUCUCGCCUUCCAUCAAGGCUUCAUGUCUUUGCUAUCGUGCUAUUCUCCUUGCAAGUUUUCCUCUUUGCUCCUUUAGUCACAUAUUGUGUGAAGAAGCGCUCUUUCAAGUUACAUAUUUGUUUCUCCCUUCAGUUAUUGGUUCUGACACUAGUCUUCACUUACCAGUUGCAUAAGCUGCUUUUCAUUGUGCUUUUGGGCAUCUUUGUCUUUGUUAAUUUGGUUUGUCCUUACUGGCUGAUAAGGAUUCAAGAGUACAAGUUUGAGAUUAAUGGCCCUUGGGAUGAGGCUAAGCUCUGUUUUAACAUUACAGAAUGAGCAGAUUUGUGGAUGGAUGAAUGUGAUUCAUGAAGAGCAACAUUUGAGUUACACAAUCAAUUUUGACCACUCUUUGUAUUCUUAGUGCCCAGCUAAAGUAAUACUGAUUUGCUUCCUGAAGAAGACGGACUGUAUCUAUAUUAGGAAGUCCAUUACACAUGUAUAAAUAUACUUAAUUGUGAACUCAGUAAUUAAAAUGAGGCUCGGUGACAAAUUCAGAACUCAUGAACUUUGAAUUCUGUCCGUUUAGUUUAUUCUUUCCUUGUAGAAGAUUUGACACAAUAAUAGUAAACACUAUCACUAGAUACCCU